This is a messenger RNA of Syzygium oleosum, 1277 nucleotides long. RefSeq lists its product as uncharacterized. The transcript is spliced from 10 exons. The coding region runs from base 170 to 1018 and encodes 282 amino acids. NCBI's taxonomy places the organism in Eukaryota, Viridiplantae, Streptophyta, Magnoliopsida, Myrtales, Myrtaceae. Gene Ontology annotation, molecular function: mRNA binding. The record is from RefSeq and is a predicted model, not a curated record.
CAUAUUGGAUGAGCAAAGCCCCCGAAUGACACCUUUGGACUAAUUGGACAUGACAGCAUAAAUUCCUGAGCUCUUGCUUCACCGGAACCUCGCGACUCUUUCCUCCACCGCCACCGCCACCGCCACCGCCGACGGUGUUCCUCGGCCGCGCGAUCUCAUCACCAGAAUAAUGUCGCACCAGCCCUACGAUCCCUACUACCUGGCGGUCGCGCCUCCGAUGCCCGACUACGGCGCGGGCUUCGCCGGCGGCGAAAAGGGGCUGAUCAACACGCUCUUCGUCUCCGGACUCCCCGACGACGUGAAGGCCCGCGAGAUUCACAACCUCUUCCGCCGUCGCCCUGGGUUCGACUCCUGCCAGCUCAAGUACACCGGCCGCGGUAAUCAGGUGGUUGCUUUUGCUACAUUUUUCAACCAUCAAUCAGCAAUAGCAGCAUUGCAUGCCUUAAAUGGCGUCAAAUUCGAUCCGCAAACUGGAUCCACUUUGCAUAUAGAGCUAGCCAGAUCAAAUUCAAGGCGCAAACGUAAACCAGGUAGUGGACCUUAUGUUGUUAUAGAUAACAGAAGUAACGAGGCAUCAAAUGCACAAGAACCUUCAAGUAAUGAUGAUGGAGACUCUGAAUCAGAGGAUCCAUCUGAGGAUGAUAAUCGUGAAUCUGGCAACGAAGAUGAUUCAGAGACUGCAAAAAGUGGUGAGACAACAGGUGCUGAUGGCACUGCAGAAGCCGAGAAUUCAGAGAAGCCUGUGGAUGGGAAUGUCAACCAGUGUUCGACUCUGUUUAUUGCGAACCUUGGUCCAAAUUGCACGGAGGAAGAACUAACACAGGCGCUCUCUCAAUAUGCUGGAUUCAAGAUGGUUAAACUACGUGGCCGAAGCGGAAUGCCAGUUGCAUUUGCUGAUUUUGAGGAAAUCGAGCAAGCUAGCAAGGCCAUGGAGGGGCUUCAGGGUAGCCAGUUAGCAUCAUCAGACCGUGGUGGCAUGAACAUAGAAUAUGCGAGGUCCAAAAUGAGGAAGCAUUAGAAAAUCAGGGAAGAGGAGGACAAAGCUUUUCGAUUCUUCAAAUUUUCAGCCAAAUGAUGCAUGAAGUGCAAUUAGAAAAAUUGCUCUGAUUUUCUGUUCUUUUUUUUUUAUUUUUUAUUUAUGGCUGUAUUAUCUUUCGGCGUUUCCAGUAUGAUAGAAUCAUUUUCUGUUUAUUCCUCCUUCAGUCAACACUUAAGUCCCAUAACCAUUUUGUUAUUUCUUCCCAUCGUUUUUGUUUGGUAAAAUAUGCUUUUCUCCA